AUGUCCGCGACUUACGCCAUCACCGACCUCCUCCCCCUCCCAAAUUCCUCGGUCAGGAUUCCUCGUCUCGGUUUUGGAGUCUACCGGUCUCCAACCAACGUGUGUGUGCAGUCGUGCCACAAGGCUCUUCAGGCGGGCUACCGACACAUCGACACAGCGCAAUUUUAUGCAAAUGAAAAGGAAGUCGGAGAUGCCAUUCGCACAUCGGGUAUCCCUCGCAGCGAGAUCUUCGUCACCUCCAAGAUUCUGAGCCCCGCCGGCUCUCCCGAAGCUACCUAUAACAAGCUCCUCGCGAGUGUCGAAAAGAUCGGCGGCCCAGGUGGAUAUGUUGAUCUGUUUCUCAUUCACAGCUCCAGCUCUGGCUCAUCUGGCCGGAAGGAGCUGUGGCAGGCUUUGGAAAGACUUGUGGAGGAAGGCCGAGCAAAGAGCAUUGGUGUGAGCAACUUUGGAGUGCAACAUAUCGAGGAAAUGAAGCCAUAUGCCAAGAUCUGGCCACCGCACGUAAAUCAGAUUGAGCUCCACCCAUGGUGCCAACAGCGCGUAAUUGAUGCGUACUGCAAGAAGAACGGUAUUAUUGUCGAGUCUUAUUCCCCGAUUGUGCGGAACUAUAAAGCUAGCGACCCUACACUUGUCGACCUGGCGAAUAAAUACGAGAAGACCACCCAGCAGGUCUUGAUACGCUACGCAUUGCAGAAGGGAUGGGUACCACUCCCCAAGACCGAUAACGCAGACCGAAUCAAGGCCAAUGCCAAUGUAUUCGACUUUAAUAUCAGCGAGGAGGACAUGGCCGUGUUGAAUGCCCUCGAUCAAGGAAGCGCCGGGGCAAUUGUCGAGGCUGUUGUGAAUGAGUGA
Aspergillus wentii DTO 134E9 is the source of this 852-nucleotide messenger RNA. RefSeq names its product aldo/keto reductase family protein. The record is from RefSeq and is a predicted model, not a curated record. The transcript is spliced from 2 exons. Lineage: Eukaryota; Fungi; Ascomycota; Eurotiomycetes; Eurotiales; Aspergillaceae. Gene Ontology annotation, molecular function: oxidoreductase activity. The coding region runs from base 1 to 852 and encodes 283 amino acids.